GUAGAAGGUGUAACAAUGACCGUUUUGGAAAGAAUUAAAUCUUGCCAGGCUCCGGCACUGCAUCUCGGCAAAAGAGGUUUUAAAGACGAAUCUGUAACAAUCUGCUCGGUGCUCUGCGAGAACACAAUUCUUAAUAGCGCUGACAAGACAAUAUACAAAAGAAUGGAUCAUCAAUACCUGAGGUUUCUGAACGAUAUUGCGAGCGAAAGAAAGGAGUCUCUACUGAGGGUGACUUUUAACGAACAGAACGAAUCUGCCGGCAUAAUCAAGAUGGGAGGUGGAAUGCCAAAUCCCAAGUUAUCCCCCAUUCGAGAAGGAUCACUGACGCUGGCUGACGGACGGAUGAUAACUUUGAAUGAGCCUCUGAUGGAGGAGGCACUGCAAUACGGCUCCAGCACCGGUUAUGGACCUCUGAUGAAGCAAAUUGAAUCUUUAACCCAGAGAUUUCAUGCGCCGCCAUGUUGGCCUAACACCAUGAUGUUUGUGACAGCUGGGAGCCUAAGCGGACUUUCUUUGGCAAUAGAAGCGAUGAUCAGCAAAGGCGAUUAUAUCAUUAUAGACAACCCUUGCUACCCUGGUACCCUGGCCAUUACGGAUCCUUACAAGCCUCGUUACCUGGGCGUAGAGGCUGACGCUGACGGAAUGAACCCAGAAAGUCUGAGAUCUGUUCUCUCCCCCUGGAAUCCACAAAAGGCACGAGAGGCUACUCACGGGGUUCCUAAAUUCCUUUAUACGAACCCAAAUGGGUGUAACCCAACUGGAGGAGUCACCACGACCGAGAGAAAGAAGGAGAUCUAUAAGAUUGCCAGCGAAUACAACAUCAUCAUCUUAGAAGACGACCCCUACUAUUUUCUCCAGUUCCGUGACCAAAAGGAUUUUCCUCCGAGCUACCUCAGCCUAGACGUCGACGGGAGAGUCAUUCGCUUUGAUUCCUUCUCGAAGUCACUAAGCGCUGGGCUGAGGGUUGGAUACAUAACGGGGCCUCAGCCUCUGAUAAAGAGGCUGAACUACCACCAGCAGUGCUCCGUUUCCCAUGCUUCAAUGCUCUCACAGGUUAUCAUAAGUGAAAUUCUGAGACUGAUGGGCGAGGACGGAUUCCUGGAACACGUGAGGAAAGUUCAGGAAUUCUACAGGAGCCAGAGAGACAAAAUGCUGGACGCAGCUACCAAACAUCUCUCUGGUCUGUGUCAAUGGGAUGUUCCAGCAGGAGGGAUGUUCUUCUGGAUGAAGGUGGUGGGAGUGAAAGACACACUGAAACUGACGAAAAAACUGAGUGAGACCAAAAGAGUCAUCGUGAUACCAGGCGUAGGAUUUCUGCCCCAAGAAAACCAGGCUUCGCCUUACAUAAGGAUCUCUUUUUCCACGGCUACCAAGCAGGAAAUGGACGAGGGAUUUCGCAGAAUAGCCGAACUGCUUAAGGAAGAAGCGGCAGUGAAUAAAUAAGGGGUGACAAUGCCAAGAACUCGCCUAAUUUCUGAGCAGAAGGAAAACUACAGAAACGUCAUACAUAUAAACAGGAAAAACUUACCUUUAAUUACACGUGAGGGACAUCUAUUGAUGGAACUCCUUGACAUCACAUCACUGUCCGACAUUAUUUUUCGUUAGUUCUGAAAUGUGGAAACCAGAGAAAAAAUGACUGGGUUUUCUAAUUAUGAAAGAAAGAUGUAUCACUUAUAUACAGAAAAUGCAAACAAUA
This is a messenger RNA of Macrobrachium nipponense, 1696 nucleotides long. RefSeq names its product kynurenine/alpha-aminoadipate aminotransferase, mitochondrial-like. The coding region runs from base 16 to 1443 and encodes 475 amino acids. Gene Ontology annotation, biological process: biosynthetic process. Lineage: Eukaryota; Metazoa; Arthropoda; Malacostraca; Decapoda; Palaemonidae. The record is from RefSeq and is a predicted model, not a curated record. Gene Ontology annotation, molecular function: L-kynurenine:2-oxoglutarate transaminase activity; pyridoxal phosphate binding. The transcript has 11 exons.